Pieris macdunnoughi is the source of this 2160-nucleotide messenger RNA. Lineage: Eukaryota; Metazoa; Arthropoda; Insecta; Lepidoptera; Pieridae. The record is from the annotation of a GenBank genome assembly.
AUGACGCUGAGGGUUCCGCCCCGGAGCGGUCCGACGCUUCUAGCGUUACUUCUUGUACUCUAUGCUGGGGUAGAGUGCCGGCGUCCAGAGCCGUACUAUGGCCGCAUAAUCGGACGCUUAACUCAAUAUGCCCACGGCAUACGAGGCACGGCAUAUGCCGUAGACGAGAACACAGUCUUUAUACGAGGCUUCGCAUACGAUGGGACUGGACCAGACGCCUAUUUCUGGAUUGGGGAUACCCCUCAACCUUCGCCAGAAGGCAUCCUUGUGCCAUAUCCUGAAGAUUAUCCUAGCAGAGAUCCACCGGUAUUAUCAGCACAUUCCAAUUCUGAUAUCCUUUUGCGGUUGCCAGGAGGCAAACGCCUUAGAGACAUCAAGUGGAUCAGUGUGUGGUGUCGUAGAUUUACUGUAAACUUUGGCGACGUGUUUGUCCCUCCCGGAUUGGACCCCCCAAGACCACGUGUACUGCCAGAGUUCAAGCGACUUGCUCACGGCCUGCGAUCUGGUAACAUUAGCGUGUUGGAUGCAAAGACGUUCUACAUUCCCAACUUGCAUUACGAUGGUGCUGGACCCGACGCCUACUUCUGGGUUGGGAACGGUAGUGAACCCAGUCCUUUUGGAACAAAGGUACCGAAUGAAAUGGGAUCCCUCAACCCUCUCAGAGGCUACCAAGGUGAGGAUAUAGAGAUCCAGUUACCUGGUAAAUUGACGGCUUAUGACAUCGACUGGCUUGCUGUCUGGUGUGUAGAAUACAGGCAUAACUUUGGUCACGUUUAUAUUCCUAAGGAUUUAGAUGUACCACCUGCGUUAGGACAGACGAAGAUUACCCCCGCUUGGUGGUAUAAUCCGACUAGUUCAACCACAUCUCAAACGCCGUAUAGCUCUUCUAACAAUUGUAAGGAAAUUCUUGAUAAAAGGCUGCAAGUGCGAUGGGAGAUACAGGGCGACCUAAUCCAAAUAACGCUAGCUGCUCGUCUUCGUAAGGAGCAGUACAUGGCAUUCGGUAUUUCCGGUGCUGAAGGACGUGCUGCUAUGCUGAACGCUGAUGUGGUCGUGGCAUAUUGGGAUAAUAGAUCAAACCAGCCACGUGUAGCAGACUACACGAUUACUCACCUUGCACAGUGUGAUGGUGAGAGAGGAGUGUGUCCUGAUGCCAGACUCAGUGGAAGCAACGAUGUGGUGCUUGUAAUCCCCAGUUUCCGGACAUCAAAAGACGGUGUAACCACCAUAACUUACCGUCGUCCGAUUGCCGCGAAGGAGCCUAUGAAGGAUAAGGAAGUGCUGACGUCACGGUCUCAGUCUGUUAUAGCUGCUUUUGGGCCACUCAACUCGAGAUAUGAGGCUAAUGCUCACUCAUUUAUGGAUACCACUAGAAAUGAUGUGCAACUCGACUUUGGCGCCUUGAACGACAAUACUUGUGUUGGUUUGGCUGAACUUGAGGCGGGCGGACCGGCACCUUGGCCAGCUCGAAUAAUCGCUGGGGUCAGCAACUUCACAGCUCGGAUUGGUCCUGCAGGUGGAAGGAGAGGAUACACUCCUAUUACUGACAAUGAAACCAUAGAGGGAUUUCUGCCAUAUGGACAUCCAUCUUGGGGUAUCGCCUGGUAUAUCAAUGAUAUGUUGAUCCCUGAAAUAUACGUGGAGCGCGGGAAAACGUACACUUUUUUGGUAGAAGGUGGUGACGAUAGGACGAACCCGGCUAAGUUCCAUCCAUUCUACAUAAGCGAUUCUUCAGAGGGAGGAUUUGGACAAAAGCGUGAGGAGGAUCAGAGGAAGCAACGAGUGUUUGCGGGAGUCGCUUACGAUAAUGAGGGAUACCCAUAUCCAACAGCUGUGGGAAGAUACUGCGAAUGGACACACAAGACAACAGACCAGUCAAGCACUUCUGAAACCUUUGAAGAUUACCUUCAGACUCUGCAGCUGGAGUGUAACGAAGGUGAACCUGCUGUAUUGGAAUGGACUGUCGCACACGAAACACCUGACUUGCUUUAUUACCAGUGUUACACGCAUAAUAACCUUGGCUGGAAGAUCCAUGUAGUUGACCCAGGGACGCAAAUACACCUUCCGGGCCAAACAGGCGUCUGCUCAAAUUUAGCGCCAUUACCGCUGUCAAUUAUCGCGCCAAUUCUGACAGCUGUCAUCUACGCACAGUUUAGAUAA